This is a messenger RNA of Ectocarpus siliculosus, 3897 nucleotides long. NCBI's taxonomy places the organism in Eukaryota, Phaeophyceae, Ectocarpales, Ectocarpaceae. The record is from the annotation of a GenBank genome assembly.
AUGGCGGUUGACCUGGACGACAUCCCUCUCCUCAAGGCGGCGCUUGCCAAGAUGCCGAACGUCCCGCGGCUGGACAUCCCGGGGAUCAUUCGCGCGCUCUGGAACUGCCUCCCUUCGAUGGCCGCCUGGCUCGAGGCCUUCGGGAACAUCUUCGACGGCACCUCGGUCUUCCUCGCCGAGAUGUGGACGGACAGGCUGACUCCCGUGCUCCGGGACAUUGCCGCCGGGGUGCGGGGCAUGCCCGGGAUGGUGCGCGGCUUCUUCAUCUCGUUCCACAACGCCUGGUGGCCGGUUGCGCUAUCCGUCUGGGGAGCGUUCUGCGGGAGCCUGGGGUCCCUCGCGGCCUCCCUCUGGGGCCGCGCCCGCGCCGUUCCCCCGCUCUUCCUUGCCCUGCUCCAGGCCUUCGGCGGCGUGCUCGAGGGCCUGCCGUCGCUGCUGCUGCUGGUGCUGCGGCGCGCCCUGGUGCGGCUCUCGGGCAAGCUCCACUCCCUCCUGGGCCUCCUGGUUCUCGGCGCCGGUUACCUGGGCCAAGGGUUGGCGUUUCUCGGAGGCCUCGCCUGGCGCGGGGCGGGCCACGUCGGGAGCCUGUUCCUCUCCCUCGGACACGUCGCCGCCUACCUCGCCGCCUGCCUGGCGCAGCUCCUGUCCUUCGCCGGCGUCUCGGUCGGGGUCCGCAUCGGCCUCCUGAGGCAGGCGUUCGUGGCCCUGGGCCUCUGGACAGCCCGCGGCCUCAGCUACGUCUGGCAGGCGGUCAUCUUCCUCGGGAUAGUCACCGGGCGCGGCCUCGGCCACCUCGGGAAGGCCUUCUACGCCCUCGGCGGGGAGAGCCUGGAGGGCCUCUUCUCGUCCGCCGGGAUACUGAUGGACAGCCGGUUAGGACUCCUGUUGGAAGCUCUCGCGACCCUCGGAGGCCUCGGCGUGGCGACGGUUGCCGGCGGGUUAUCGUUCGUGGGCGAAACCGUUGGGGGAUUCUUGGGCCUCUUUGGGCUCGUCGGGGUGGGCGCGGCAAGGGUCGGGUCCUUUGGGGCGGGGUUGUUCCGGGGAGUCUACGGGAUUGUUGCCGCGAUCGAGUGGACAUUCUGGCCGGUGGUGGCGCUCGUGGCGUCGAUUAUCGCGCUCAUCAUGUCGGGCGCGUGGUGGAGGUCGUCCAGGACUGCUGCAUUGCUAGCGGCAAAGGCAAUGGCGGCGGAGAACGAGUUUGCUGCUGCCCGUCUCUCGGCGGCCCUCAACAGAGAGAGCGUCAAGACGGCGGACAGAGCAGCUGCGAGGGCGAGGACGGCGGCUGCGGCGGCGACGAUGAGAGCGGAGGCGGCGGAGAGGGCGAAGCGGCACUUGGAACGCGCUGAGGGCGGGAGGCACAGCAGGAGCAGCCGUGCCAGUGUCGAGGAUAGGUUGCUCAGCGGUGUCAGCCGUGGUGGUGUCGACGACAGGAGGCUCAGCGGUGUCAGCCGUGACGGCAGGAGGAUCAGCGGCGUUCACGGUGAGGACAGGAGACACAGCGGUGUCAGCCGUGCCAGCGUUGACGACAGGAGGCUCAGCGGUGUCGAUCGUGAGGGCAGGUUGCUGAGUGGUAUCGACGAUGUCAGCGCUGAGGACAGGAGGCUCAGCGGUGUCAGCCGUGCCAGCGUUGACGACAGGAGGCUCAGCGGUGUCGGUCGUGAGGGCAGGUUGCUCAGCGGCAUCGACGAUGUCAGCGUUGAGGACUUGAGGCAGAGCGGUGUCAGCCGUGCUAGUGUGGAUGACAGGAGGCUCAGCGGUGUCAGCCGUACCGAUGCGGAGGACAGGUUGCUUAGCGGUGUCAGCCGUACCGAUGCGGAGGACAGGUUGCUUAGCCGUGCCAGUUUGGACGACAGGAGGAUCAGCGGUGUCAGCCGUGCUGAUGUUGAAGACAGGAUGCUCAGCGGUGUCAGCCGUGCUGAUGUCGGGGACAGGAGGCUUAGCGGUGUCAGUCGUGCUGAUGUUGAAGACAGGAUGCUCAGCGGUGUCAGCCGUGCUGAUGUCGAGGACAGGAUGCUCAGCGGUGUCAGCCGUGCUGAUGUGGAGGGCAGGAUGCUCAGCGGUGUUAGCCGUGAUGGCAGGCUGCUCAGCGGCAUCCACGGCGAGGACAGGAGGCACAGUGGGGUCAGCCGUUCCAGUGUGGAGGACAGGUUGCUCAGCCGUGCCAGUGCUGAGGGCAGGAUGCUCAGCGGUAUCGACGACGUCAGCGUGGAGGACAGGAUGCUUAGCGGUGAGGACAGGAAGCUCAGUCGUGCCAGUGUUGACGACAGGAUGCCCAGCGGCGUAAGCCGUGCAAGCGGUGGUAGCGCCAGCGGUAGCGGCGGCGAGGACAGAAAGCUCAGUGGCGUUAGCCGCGGUAGCGGCGGCAGCGCGGAGGGCAGGAUGCCCAGCGGCGUCAGCCGUGCGAGUGCUGGCAGCCUCGGCGGUGGCAGUGGCGAGGGCAGGAAGCUCAGCGGCAGCGGCGUCGGCGACCUCAGCGCCGAGGACAGGAUGCUCAGCGGAAGCGUAGAGGGCAAGGUGUUCGGCGGGGGCGUCAGCGAGGACAAGCAGCUCGGCCGUGUCAGCGGCGUUAGCAGCGUCGAGGAACGGAUGCUCCGCGGUGUGAGCGGCGUCAGCGUUGACGACAGGAUGCCCAGCGGCGUCAGCCGCGGCAGCGGGGGAAGCGGUGUCACCAGCGGCGCCGGCAGCGAAGCGGGAGCGGCGGCGGACAUGUGCGACAUCGUCGAGAAGACGGCGGCGGCGGCGGCGGCGGCGGUGGCGGGAGCGAUCGCGGUGGCGAGGAGCCUGGACAGUCAAAGGCAAGAGAGCAAGGAACAACAAGCUCACGAGCAGGAGCAAAAGCAAAAGCGACGGCAGGACGACCACGAAUCAGGGGCAGAGUGCCAGCAGCAGCAGCAGCAGCAGCAGCGACACGCUCGACGCGCCGCCGGCAAGAAGGUUCCGCUGACGGCGGACAUGACUGUGGCGGAGCUGAACCGCAGCCUCACUACCGGACAGAGGCGGCGCACCAGCGGGCUGUGCAGACGCAUCGCUGGUCUUGGGAGGGUGGACCUGCUCCGCUGUGCCGUGGAGAACGGUUGCGUGAUGGACGAAGGGACGUGCCGGAGCGCCGCGCUUAAGGGACACCUCGAGCUGCUACAGUGGGCAAGGGCGAACGGCGCCCCCUGGAACAGCGAGACUUGCACCGAUGCCGUCCGCGGCGGGCACUUGGACAUCUUGCAGUGGUUGCGCGCUCACGGCUGCGAAUGGGACAGGUCGACAUGCGGGAGCGCUGCGGCGCGAGGUCACCUCGAAAUCCUCAAGUGGGCCAGGAACCACGGGUGCGAGUGGGACGAGACCACGUGUAACAACGCCGCCAUCAACGGCCACCUCAAAGUCCUCCAGUGGCUUCGCUCGAACGGGUGCCCCUGGGACAGCUACACCUGCAGCAGCGCCGCCGGCAUGGGUCAUUUCGAUAUCUUGAAAUGGGCGCGAGCGAACAUGUGCCCUUGGAACAGCGACACCUGCGGAAACGCGGCUAAUGGGGGUCACCUGAACAUCCUGCGAUGGGCAAGGGAGAACGGCUGCGACUGGGACGAGUCUACCUGUGCGAGUGCGGCGGUAGACGGCCACCUGAACAUCCUCAAGUGGCUCCGACAGAACGCGUGCCCAUGGGACGAGACGACUUGCUCCGCGGCCGCUGGAAGGGGCCAGCUGGACGUGUUGGAAUGGGCUCUCAACAACGGGUGCGAAUGGGACGAGGAGGCGUGCAGCAGCGCGGCGGCGGGGGGGCACCUCUUCGUGCUCCAGUGGCUGAGAUACCACGGGUGCCCGUGGGACUCCAGGACGUGGAAGAGCGCCGCUGCGGAAGGUCACGAGGACGUGGCGCACUGGGCGAAGGUCAACGGCUGCCCGCGGUAG